AGUGUGCCCGAUAUCAAUGCUACGCGCGAUAUGAUCAAUGAUCUAUUCUCAGCAGACGAAGUUGUGCACAGUUUUUACCACUGCACUGAAACUACGUGCAACUACCAGAAGGAGAAAGGAAAGAAAAAAUUUGACCAUACAUGGAUCUUUCGACGCGAUUUAACUUACGAUGCAACAACAGGGCUGUGGUGGUUACUUUUCAUUAAAGAGAAGGGUAUGUACUAUCUACUCUGCAGACUUCACCAGGCAAAGGGCAAGCACAAUAAGAGUGCAUCAUAUGGAAUGGAACCCGCUGUACGUUUCCAGACCUCAGCACUUGUGGAGCACUGCAGUGGACAGAAACAUCAAGAUUCCAUUGCAGCAGAAAUGUUAAAGAGGACCUCGAUUUUUCAAGAAAAACUUGACGAGCGUAACCUCCACAGGCAUGAAAUUCUGUAUAGCGCUUUCAUGUCAUUGUACUGGCAGGUUCAGCAUGGCAUUGCCUACCGAAACUUCCCCUCCAUGUUGAAGAUUAGCUGUCAAAGAUCUUAUGGAGGAUGCUGCGUCACCGAACGCCAAAACCAUCACUGACAGCAUUAAAGAAAAACUGGCUAAGGAUGACCUUGACAUUCAAAAAUUCCUGAGUUUGGCGUCUUAUGGAGCUUCAGUAAUGGUUGGCAAGAAUGAUGGCAUAGCAGCACUGCUCAAAAGGGAGAACCCAAGACUGGUCAACGUUCACUGUAUCUGCCACAGACUGGCAUUAGCUUGUGGGGACUCCAACAACGAGGUGGAGUACAUGCUAACCAUAGAAUGCCUACUGGUUCAGCUGUACAAGUGGCUCGAAAACUCCUGUGUGAAGAUGGCAGCGUAUCUUAAGAUGCAAUUAAGACUCCGAGACAUGCAGCUUCCCACUGACAAGUUGAAACGACACAAAAUUGGUCACAAACUCCAACGGGCUUGCAGAAAACGGUGGCUGUCCACAGACAAAGCAGUGCUGGGGGUUUGGCAGGACUACACUGCAAUUCU
Pocillopora damicornis (cauliflower coral) is the source of this 1005-nucleotide messenger RNA. RefSeq lists its product as uncharacterized. The record is from RefSeq and is a predicted model, not a curated record. Lineage: Eukaryota; Metazoa; Cnidaria; Anthozoa; Scleractinia; Pocilloporidae.